UCAUCACCAUCAUCACCAUCACCACCACCAUCAUCAUCACCAUCACCACCACCAUCAUCAUCACCAUCACCACCAUCAUCAUCAUCACCACCACUAUCACCAUCACCAUCACCACCACCAUCAUCACCACCAUCACCACCACCAUCAUCAUCACCAUCACCAUCACCACCAUCACCACUAUCAUCAUCACCAUCACCACCAUCACCAUCACCAUCACCACCACCAUCAUCAUCACCAUCACUACCACCAUCAUCAUCACCAUCACCACCACCAUUAUCAUCACCAUCAUCACCAUCACCAUCACCAUCACCAUCACCACCACCAUCAUCAUCACCAUCACCACCAUCACCACUAUCAUCAUCACCAUCACCACCACCACCAUCAUCACCACCACCACCAUCAUCAUCACCACCACCAUCAUCAUCACCAUCACCACCACCAUCAUCAUCACCAUCACCACCACCACCAUCACCACCAUCACCACCACCACCAUCAUCACCAUCACCAUCACCACCAUCACCACUAUCAUCAUCACCAUCACCACCACCACCAUCAUCAUCACCACCACCAUCAUCAUCACCAUCACCACCACCAUCAUCAUCACCAUCACCACCACUGUCAUCAUCACCAUCACCACCACCAUCAUUAUCACCAUCACCAUCACCACCACCAUCAUUAUCACCAUCACCAUCACCAUCACCACCACCAUCAUCAUUACCAUCACCACCACCAUCAUCAUCACCAUCAGCAUCACCAUCACCAUCACCAUCACCACCAUCACCACCACCAGCAUCACCACCACCAGCAUCACCAUCAGCACCAUCACCACCACCAUCACCAUUACCACCACCAUCAGCACCAUCACCAUCACCACCACCACCAUCAUCAUCACCAUCACCAUCAGCACCAUCACCACCGCCACCACCACCACCAUCACCACCACCACCAUCAUCACCACCACCAUCAGCAUCACCAUCACCAUCACCACCAUCACCAUCAUCACCAUCGCCACCACCAUCAUCAUCACCAUCACCAUCAUCAUCACCAUCACCACCACCAUCAUCAUCACCAUCACCAUCACCAUCACCACCACCAUCAUCAUCACCAUCAGCAACACCAUCACCAUCACCACCAUCACCACCACCAGCAUCACCACCACCAGCAUCACCAUCAGCACCAUCACCACCACCAUCACCAUUACCACCACCAUCAGCACCAUCACCAUCACCAUCACCACCACCACCAUCAUCAUCACCACCACCAUCAGCACCAUCACCACCGUCACCACCACCACCAUCACCACCACCACCACCACCAUCA
Leopardus geoffroyi (Geoffroy's cat) is the source of this 1320-nucleotide messenger RNA. RefSeq names its product vegetative cell wall protein gp1-like. The transcript has 2 exons. The annotation marks the transcript as partial. The record is from RefSeq and is a predicted model, not a curated record. Lineage: Eukaryota; Metazoa; Chordata; Mammalia; Carnivora; Felidae.